Triplophysa rosa is the source of this 2607-nucleotide messenger RNA. RefSeq names its product E4F transcription factor 1 (gene e4f1). Lineage: Eukaryota; Metazoa; Chordata; Actinopteri; Cypriniformes; Nemacheilidae. Bases 38 to 2200 code for a protein of 720 amino acids. The transcript is spliced from 14 exons. The record is from RefSeq and is a predicted model, not a curated record. Gene Ontology annotation, molecular function: DNA-binding transcription factor activity, RNA polymerase II-specific; RNA polymerase II cis-regulatory region sequence-specific DNA binding. Gene Ontology annotation, cellular component: nucleus. Gene Ontology annotation, biological process: regulation of transcription by RNA polymerase II.
CCCGCUGAAGCGUUGCGACAGAGAGGUCUAGAACGACAUGACUGAAGAAAAUAAUAAUACGGCAGCAACAGUUACCGACCAAACGGAGCAUAGCAACAUCAUCACCAUACAAGCAACGCUCGGAGAAGAAGAUGAAGAUGUUCAUAAAUGCGGGAGGUGUUUGGGGGAGUUUUCCGCUCUGGAUGUUUUCAUACAACAUAAACUCAGAAGAAGCUGCAAGCGUCCUCUGCUUGAUCAACAGGUAAAUGCUGAGGCUGAAGGAGGUGAGGUGAGGAGAAGUGAAAAUGGAUGUUCGUCUGAUGAAGCCGAGGCCAACACAGAUGAGGUGGAUAAAAGUAGAUGUACUGAAAAGAGAAAGAGAAGCCGCUCGGCAACAGAGGAUGAGAGCUACAGCCCCACUAAACUGGUUUUGACGUUAAACGCAGAAGGACGAUACAUCUGUAACAUAUGUGAUAAGACCUUCAAAACGACAAAUAUUCUGAGAACUCACAUGUUCACACACACCGAUCAAAAGGACUUUAAAUGUGAAAUAUGUGGGAAUGCUUUUAGAACCAAGGGCUCGUUGAUCCGACACAAACGACGACACACAGAUGAGCGUCCGUACCGUUGCAAUCAGUGUGGUUUGGCGUUUCGAGAGUCCGGAGCCCUGACGAGACAUCUGAAGUCGUUGACGCCUUGCACUGAGAAGAUUCGAUUCAGUCAGUGUAAAGAGAUACUUGUAGGCAUGGAUGGAGCUCGGAAAGAAAUCCAGCCGUCACCUCCUGACCCUGAGAAGGAGCAGCUUCCUGUGUUGAGUGUGGUCGAAGCAGGCGAGGAGAUCAUUCAGAUCCAGGUGGUGGAUGAGAACGGACAGGUGCAACCGGUCAUGUCCCAGCCUCAGACCGCAACAGUGGUCGAAGCCGACAAUCUAAUCUGCCAGGCCAUUAUCAACUCGGGCAUCGCCCUGGAGACCGAGGCCACAGAGGCGGCCGAGCAGGCAGAGGCGCGGUCACCUAAAGUGCUCCCGCAGGGUCCUGAGGCUGAAACCAGACUUACUGAGAUUCAGGUGACGGAAGAGUGUGUGGAGACUGUGACCGAAGAGAUGCUGGAGACUUCUGGGAAGGAAGGGGAGUUGUCUGAUCCCAAACUAUACAAAUGUCCCCACUGUGAGCGCAUGUUUAAGACAUUGGCAUACCUGAGGGUUCACGUCAAAGGGCAUGUUGGAUACAAACCGUUUAAGUGCAUAAUGUGUCACAAGGAGUUCCUGACAGGUUACUUGCUGAAGAAACACAUGGAGAUGCACAUCAGCGAGAGGCGCUACAAGUGUGGAGAGUGCGGCAAGCUGUUCAAAGCCAUCGGACACGUGCGGGAACACAUGAGAGCUCAUUCGGACGAGAGGCCGUAUCACUGCAGCUUCUGUGACAAGAGCUACAAGACCAAGAAUGCCUUGCAGGUGCAUCAUCGUACCCAUGGGGACGAAAAGCCGUACGUGUGCCCGCACUGCUCCCGUGGCUUCCGAGAGAAAAGCGCUUUGGUGCGUCAUAUCCGACAUCAUACGGGAGAAAAGCCAUUUAAGUGCUCGAACUGUGGGCGGGGCUUUGCCGAGCACGGCACUCUGAACCGACACAUACGGGCCAAAGGAGGUUGUUUCGCUGCGCAGCGGAAGGACUCUGAACAAACAGGAAGCUCUGAGGAGCAGGAGAUGGCGACAGAGAUCGACGGCACCACAAUUAUAUCAGACGACCCUCACGCUGUCCUGGUGGAGUUCUCCUCAGUCGUGGCUGACACUCAGGAAUACAUCAUAGGGUCAUCAGCUGAGGAAGAAACCCACGGAGAGGCCGUAACAAUAAUUCAAGACAAUCAGCAGCAGUUGGACAGCAACAUCAUGAAGGUCGUGCAACAGAUCGUCAGUCAAUCGCACGGAAGCCACCAGAUUAUCGUUCGAAACGUGGCUGUCGACGAGUCCCCCAGCGUGUCCGACUGCGGGGACACGAUCACCAUCGCCACGCCCGAGAGUUUGACCGAACAGAUGGCGAUGACGCUCGCAAAUGCUAUUAGCGACGGCACCAUCCUCAGUUCUGCCACAGAGGGCGCCGUCAACACGCAUCAUACCACGGUUACCAUGGUAACAGCUGAGAACAUUGAUACAAUCGAACAGGAGGAGCAAUACGUCAUUGCUUCGCCUGAAGAAAUGGAAGUUCAGACUGUUGUGGUAGUGUGAGACGUGAGUUUGUUACAUGAAACAGCCGUGAUGUUGCCUUUUUUCUUUUCUGGAAGGCCUUAUUCUACAUAGUGCUACACGUGUAGUGCACUUAAGAUGAGCACAUUUUUGUGCUGUGCUGGUGGACAACUUUAUGUUUGGGUUUUAAAUGUUUCCUUUCAUUGAUGCAGGUUUUACUAGGCAACAUGUACUGAACUGAAAUUAAUUUAUACGACGUUUAUACGACGUCCUUUUCGCCUGCGUCAUGUUGCAAGGCGUAUACUUGUAUUUGCCUAUUGUCUAUAUUCAUCAUGACUUCAUAACAUGUAUGACGUAUUGCCGCCAAUAUCACGACCCUUAGGAAACGUGGCAGGGAAUGUAAAAUGUAAAAUUGUAAUAUUAAAAAUAUUUUUAUGUAUUUUUUCAAA